Rhizophagus irregularis DAOM 181602=DAOM 197198 is the source of this 750-nucleotide messenger RNA. RefSeq lists its product as uncharacterized. Lineage: Eukaryota; Fungi; Glomeromycota; Glomeromycetes; Glomerales; Glomeraceae. The record is from RefSeq and is a predicted model, not a curated record.
UUCUAAUAAUGAUGAUUCAAUAAUUUUAUUUAAAUAUCUUGCCAAUAAUAUAUUAAAUUAUAAACAACCACAAAAUAAUGAUCAAUUAAAUGAUUGGGUGGCAAUUGUAAUAUGUAAAUUAUUAAUGAGAAAUAAGCAAAAUUCUUUAAUAUCAAUCUCAAUUGAAGUUGAAAAAAAUAAAUUGAAAUCAGGAAAAUUUCGAUGUAAACAUUUAUAUAAGGAUUUUCAAUCUCAUAUAGAUGACGAACAAUUAGAUUAUACUCGAUUACCAGAAUCUUAUUUCAUUUUACCGAUAUUUGAAGGAUCUUCAAAUUGUUUAUCAAAUUUGGUUGAAUUCAUUUGUACGAGCAGACAAAGAAAACAAAUUUUAUUAAAUUCUCUCGCUAAAGUAUCAAAAAAUUUGAAAACUAUAAUUAUAAGUAUAGAAUAUGAUCAAUAUUCUUGGUUAGAUUUUAAUAAUAGUAUAAAUAUUACGUUAGAAGAAGUAAAUGGGCUAGUAAAUUUAAUUCAAGUACAAAAUUCUUUAUCACAUUUUGAAAUUUAUAGAUGUCCUGUAGGAUUUGAUCUUGUUAUGAUAGCUUUAAAAAUACAUCUUAAUUCUUUAAAACUUAUUAGAUUAGUGGAAGUUAAAAUUGAGAAUUAUGAAAUAUUAAAUAUUAUAAAUGAUACUUCCCGUUGGGAAAUUAUGGAUUUAGAUAUAUCUGAAGCUACUCAUAUUUAUGAUACACUUAUUUAAAGAAAUUUGUAAAG